Molecule: messenger RNA, 1068 nt
Organism: Drosophila eugracilis
Lineage: Eukaryota; Metazoa; Arthropoda; Insecta; Diptera; Drosophilidae
Product: globin CTT-VI
Exons: 4
Coding region: 242-703 (153 amino acids)
Molecular function (GO): oxygen binding; heme binding
Source: RefSeq, a predicted model, not a curated record
UAUAUAUAAACAAAUAACAAUAGUAGUGUAAAGCUAGCGGAAUUAUGAAAGAAUUGGGUGAAUAAAAAACGCACACGCUUAACGAACUGUAAAUACGCGCUAUCUUCCCCAUCGAAAACGCUCAACAGGCAACAGCUGAUUAAAACGCUCUUUCUCUUAAAAAGCCGCAAAGAGAGAGAGAGAGCCAAAGGUUAAGAGAGAGAGUUUAAGAGUGAAAAGCUGACCAAAACGGAGCAUAAACAUGAACAGCGAUGAGGUGCAACUGAUCAAGAAGACCUGGGAAAUCCCCGUGGCAACACCUACAGAUUCUGGAGCGGCGAUACUAACGCAGUUCUUCAAAAGCUAUCCGUCCAACUUGGAGAAGUUCCCCUUCCGUGAUGUUCCACUGGAGGAGCUAAGUGGAAAUCCUCGUUUCCGAGCGCAUGCCGGCAGGAUCAUUCGAGUAUUUGACGAGUCCAUCCAGGUUCUGGGGCAAGAUGGUGAUCUGGAGAAGCUGGACGAGAUCUGGACCAAAGUGGCCGUUAGUCAUAUACCACGAACCAUUUCCAAGGAGUCGUACACUCAACUGAAAGGCGUUAUCCUGGAUGUCCUGACCGCCGCCUGCAGUCUGGACGAGAGUCAAGCGGCCACGUGGGCCAAGUUGGUGGACCAUGUCUAUGGCAUAAUAUUCAAGGCGAUCGACGACGAUGGCAAUGCCAAGUAGAUGGGGCAUCAGCAGAAGAUGCAGCUCUGGAAUCCGAGGCAAUUGGAUGCAACUGAUGCCGGCGGUGGCACUUGCAACACAUGCACAGCUUAUGUAGUUCUAAGUAAUUGAUAAAUGUUAGCUAUUCUCGUUUUGUAAUAAUGAAUGCGAAUGUCCAAAAGCAAAAAUGUCUGCGUAGAGCUACUCAAACACACACUCGCACACCCUACAAACACACACACGAACACACACAAACACCCGCACUUGCAUUGCUCUGUAAAGCUUUAACCCAUUGUCAGCCUUAAGCACUUGAUAACAAAGGAUUAAAUGAAAUCAGCAAAGGAGAAAUAAGAAAGCUUAUGAAUAAAAUCCAGUUUGAAAUCAUA